GCUGUAUUAGUAGUGUGUCUUGUUAAGGGCUACUCAGUUGGGGCACCCUUUAUUUAGUAGAGUUAGCCGGGUCACGAGUACAUACUCCCUUCUUUCUCUUUGGAGUAUGUCCUUGAUAUAUUCUAGAGUCUGUACCUGAGAUGCUUAGCUAAUUGAGUAAUAGAACUAUCUUUCCCUUUAAUCAUUCUUUCUCUGUAAUUCCUUCUACGGCUUCUUUGUCUAAUUCUUCUCCAUUCUUAUUCUAAUUCUUCAAUAACCUCUAUCAACCAGAGAUUCGGGUUGCUUCUGAGCAUCAAUUGUAGUGUAGACCACUACAAAUUGAUAUCAGAGCAGUCGAUUCUGCAACUGCUUCCGUUAUGAUGAAGGAUUUAUCAAGAAAAUUGAAUGAAAUUGUUAAGAUUCAAGAUGAUUCCAUCAAUGAGAUGGAUGAACUCAACGAAUUACUAAAAUUACCGUCAGAAGGUACCUUAAAGCUAUGCGAGAAAUGUUCAAUGGGGUGUUGGACAAUCAUUAUGGUUUAACAUCAGUUGUUUCAAAUAGAGCUGUAGGUUCCUCUCCAGCAAUAGAUUAUUCUAAUAGAUCUGGUGAAUCGGAGUUGAAGAUUAUCGAAAAUAAAAUGGAUGUCGAUUUGAAAUCAUUUCUACCUGAUUCAAGUGAAAAUGGUUCGGUAGAAGAUUUAUCUCAAAAUUCAUUCACUCUUACAUCAAUAGAUGAAGUAAAAUGUGUGAGACCAUAUUGGGGAAUUCCUAUUCGAAGAUGUUAGUUGCAACAAGUUCAGAUUCAUCUCAGAGAUCACUUAAAUACAUUGGAAGUAAUAAUUAUGAGCUGGUUCUUUUGAAUACAAGUAGUUACGCAAUUGAUGAAGCUGUAGUACUUGUGAAAACAUCUCAAGGAGAUGGUGAAGAUUGUGACACCUUGAUUGCUGGAAGGGUAUUUGAUCGAGGAAAAAUGCCUGGGACCAUCUUUUGGGAUUCCUUGCCGAAGGGUUUAGAUGGCUAUUGUCCAAAUUUUUGUCAGCAUCAUACCUACACAGUUGAAGUGAAGAAUUACGACAAUCCUUAUCACUUGAAGGAGUUGUUCUAUCUCCCAAACAAUUUACACUCCCAUGAUUGUUCUUAUCUUCUUAUGGUCGACAUCUGCUCGUUAUUCGAUCGAGGUAAGUAUGCAAUUACAGCUUGGAAUUCCUAUGAGAAAUUGAAUUUUCCAGUGUUACAUAUCUUAGGGUGUCAAUCAGAAAUUAGCUCCAUACCUUCAAGUAUUUUUGUGUGUGUUAAUGAUAAUCUUAUUAGUGAGGCUCAAAAGAUGCUUGGUUCAAUUUUAAUGAAUGAUUAUAUUAAGAAAAUUUCUUAUGAGCCAUAUAUUAAGCUUUGGUAUAACUUGGAGUUGUUGUUUUCUUAUUCAAGUGUGCUUGUAAUUGUUGGAGAUGGUGACAAUGGAUAUGGUUGGCAGCUGUUUUUGAAGAUGUCACAAAGGAAUAGUAUCACCAGUUAUGGUUGUGAUCUUAUGUUGCUUGGUAGAGGAAGAAUGGGUGAAACUAUACUAUGGAGUUCUCAUUCGAAAAGGUUUAAUGCUUCAUGUUUGAUCUUAAUUCAUAAUAUCUAUAAGUACACUAGAAUGACUGAUCUGGGGUUGGUUCUUAAGUGCGCAAAAGGUGAAGAAUAUUAUUAUUGUAUCCUGGUUUUUGCUGGGAGAGUAAUUGAUAGAGGAAGGAGGUUUGGAUUGAGAAUGAGAUCUUCUUUUUAUGGAAGCAUUAACUCUGCAUUUUGUGUUUUUAUUCUUAAUUCUCGGGCAGUCGCUCUUAGUAUAUUGGUUCUAAGGUAUACUUAUGAUUGUAAAUUUGUGUACGAAAUUGUUCUUAAACUUGGGUACUUACUCGAAUUUUUUUUCUCGAGUUUAAUGGUGAUUUUGAGUGCGGAAGAUGGUGGUAGUGGUGCUGCUAGAAAGCUUUCUUACAAAAUGCAGCUACAAUGUGAUAGUCUCCUGACCACUAACUUGAGUUUUCAGAUGUCAAGGCAAAGUGAUCGUAUGCUAAUGCACAAGAAAUUUUUGAUCGAUUGCUCGUAGAGAAUUUUAUGUGCAAGUUUCUUCCAAUUGAGAUGCUGGCUAUCAUUCUUCGUGGGUUCUUAGAUUUGAAGCAUUGAGUUCUAUUUUAUCCUUUGUUUUUGUUUGGUGAGAGUCAUGGUGCUUGGUUUAGCCGAUUUGUUCCAACCUAUUACACAUCAGGUAGAAAAAUGUCUUUUCAGGUGCUUAAGGAUUUUACUUCAGAAGGUACUGCAACUGGUUCUUGUAGGGUGUUUAAUGAAUUUUCUCUGCACGGUAAAAUUCUCUGGGCAAUCUCGAUUCUUCUGAUGACAAAGGAAACUGAUUAUGACACUUCACCGAGACUGAGUGCACAAAUGUUGGUGGAUGAUUGCAGCUCUCUUGUAUAUAUGACAGUGGCAAGGGUGGUAUUCAUGAAGGUAGAGAAUCUCUCAAAAGGCGAUGUUAUACUUCUAGUGUGGAAGCUGAUCACUCUUCUAAAGUAUAAUCUUUUGGUUUUCUCAUCUGAAAGUGGUCAUUGGAGUGCCAGAAGGGAUGAGCAUCACCCAUUACAGCCUAAGAAUGGAGUUUUUGUACAGAUAGAAGCACAGGGAAAUCGAUGUAUGAGCUAUUGUGGUUGUGAGGGUUCCAAGCCGAGGUUCAAAAAUGUCCAGCAUUAUCUGCUCGUGUUGCUAGUACCUAAACAGUUUAAACUGUGAAUGGUAUUGCAUAACAGAUCCAUAGGAGCUAAUGAAGUUGUUUGUGGUACUGUACCCGGUGUAGACAGAUUGGGACUGAAGAUUUUAUUCCUCCCAUCAUCAUCACUACUGGAAACUGAAAUGUCAGGUCUUGCUUCAGGUUUGACAACUAAUUUUUAUUUCCAUUCUUAAUGCUUGAGGUUUGCGAGUAUUUCAUAUUUCAGGAUUAAGUGGCAAAAAGUCACUGCUGGUAGUGUUGAGAAAUUCUUGUUCCGUACGAAAAGGAGGAGUAAUGACAUGAAUUUAGGAGUUGGUGGUGAAAUAUUCUUUAAGGCACUACAACUGUUUAUGCACAUUUCCUUAGUUCGCAAUCUGCUGAGCUUAGAAGUGAAAUGUCAGAUGUUUACUUCCCUCACAUUUAUUGGCAUCACCAAGGGUAUAAAGCAAAGGUUAAAAACGGUGAAAAUACUCCUUGUCAGGUCCACAUCUCUUUACUGCAGUCAAUUAAUUGAACUCGUUUCUCAACACCAUAGGCCCAGUAGGGAAGUUAAGGUCAAUCUGAGGUCUGUUUCACCUUGGUGUGGGGAUUAUCAUGAUACUUCAGUGGUUUCUUUGGGCGGACCUAUGAAGAAUGCAGGGUAUACUUAUUGGCUACAAAUGUAUAUGCAAGUUUUAUUGCAGCUGAACAAGAUCCCUAAGCUUUCAGCUACGGAAGUCGUUUUGCGACCUUGGGCCAAGAAAUUCUUAAGACAAAACCAGUUGGAGUAUUAUAAGAAAAUGACAGUUGAGAAGAAGCCGAAGCAGAUUCUUUCUAUUCUUGGGGUUUAUAAGAUAAAUCAGCAACAUUUUGUCUUUCUGUUCCUGUAGUAUAAUACUUUCAUAUACAGUUACUGUAUAACAAGUGGGAAGUACUUAGAAAGACUAUACUUGUUUACUGCAUCAUUCUUCAGGGUGCUUGUACUAUCAGUUGCAGUGCCAAUUUUAAAGUGGAGAAGAUGUCACAUUCUUAUUGUGCUCGCAAGUAGUGGCGGUAUCUGGAUCUCCAUUGACAGAGCUUGUUGUUAUCCUCCAUCCUUGAGGACAAGGAUGAUUUGGAGGGGUGGGUAUUUGUCAUGUCCCUUAGCUGUAUUAGUAGUGUGUCUUGUUAAGGGCUACGCAGUUGGGGCACCCUUUAUUUAGUAGAGUUAGCCGGGUCACAAAUACAUACUCCCUUCUUUCUCUUUCUAGUAUGUCCUUGAUAUAUCUAGAGUCUGUACCUGAGAUGCUUAGCUAAUUUAGUAAUAGAACUAUCUUUCCCUUUAAUCA
This is a messenger RNA of Papaver somniferum (opium poppy), 4022 nucleotides long. RefSeq lists its product as uncharacterized. The transcript is spliced from 2 exons. Bases 721 to 2064 code for a protein of 447 amino acids. The record is from RefSeq and is a predicted model, not a curated record. Lineage: Eukaryota; Viridiplantae; Streptophyta; Magnoliopsida; Ranunculales; Papaveraceae.